This is a messenger RNA of Ricinus communis (castor bean), 1120 nucleotides long. Its product is annotated as ethylene-responsive transcription factor ERF003. The transcript has 2 exons. The coding region runs from base 282 to 893 and encodes 203 amino acids. The record is from RefSeq and is a predicted model, not a curated record. NCBI's taxonomy places the organism in Eukaryota, Viridiplantae, Streptophyta, Magnoliopsida, Malpighiales, Euphorbiaceae. Gene Ontology annotation, biological process: regulation of DNA-templated transcription. Gene Ontology annotation, molecular function: DNA binding; DNA-binding transcription factor activity.
UUGGCAAUAGGAUAGCCAACUGGUAACUAAGUUGUAAAAGAAAAGAAUGGAAAGUCCCUCCCAAAGCUCUGAGUGGGACCCAAUUGCUUCAAUUGGUUGCCAGUUCAAGCCAAGAAAAAGAGACCAGUUGCCCCUAUGUCUGUGAACAAACCCAACUACAAAAACCCACCUCUUCCCCACCCUUUUCUUAGCAUUGAUCACUCUCUCUUGCCUCCAUUCCCUCUUCUUUCAGGCAUUUUCACAAACACUUUCCUAAAGGAAACGUUUCUUUUUUCACUAACAUGGCCAGACCACAACAACGAUAUCGAGGUGUCCGACAAAGGCAUUGGGGUUCCUGGGUAUCUGAAAUUCGUCAUCCUUUAUUGAAGACUAGAAUUUGGCUAGGCACAUUUGAAACUGCCGAGGAUGCGGCGCGAGCCUAUGACGAAGCAGCAAGACUCAUGUGUGGACCAAGGGCAAGGACCAAUUUUCCUUUUAACCCAAAUGCAUCACAAUCAUCAUCAUCAAAACUUCUCUCGGCAACUUUGACAGCCAAGCUCCACAGAUGCUACAUGGCCUCAUUGCAAAUGACUAAACAGACGUCACUUCAUGAACAACAACAACAAAAGCCACCAACUUCACAUGCUAACAGUUUCAUCACCACCACCACAACGACCGCCGCCAAUGGCAUUGUCAUUAAAAGUGAGGAAUUGGGUACUGCUCGGUUGCCGGAAAAAGAUCCUUUGCUAGUUCAAGACACAGAAGCAAAUUGGGUUGUCAAGAAAGUUCAGGUUGACAGCACUCAACAGUUUAUCACGCCACUUGAAGAUCAUCACAUAGACCAAAUGAUUGAGGAGUUACUUGAUUAUGGGUCUCUCGAGCUCUGCUCUACUGUAACAUCUCAAUCUCUGUAACGUGUAAUCCACAAAGUGUCAAGAAACAUCCUACCACCUUCAUCUAGUAAUAGUUCAUCUGCCAUUGGCACUCAUUUGCUAAUUUAACCCCAAUUUUUAGCAGCUAUUUUCGGUGGCUGCUUCAAAGUGUUUUAGGUGUUCUAGAUCAUUUCGCACCCCUAGAAGUCUGCAAGCACUGAAGUGACUCAUUGAAAAUGUUUUAAUGUACAGUAGAGUAUUUCAUAAUA